This is a messenger RNA of Helianthus annuus (common sunflower), 1311 nucleotides long. RefSeq lists its product as uncharacterized. The coding region runs from base 1 to 1311 and encodes 436 amino acids. Lineage: Eukaryota; Viridiplantae; Streptophyta; Magnoliopsida; Asterales; Asteraceae. The record is from RefSeq and is a predicted model, not a curated record. The transcript has a single exon.
AUGGCUUCUUCUUCCGAUACUAGAGUAUCAGAUACAUUGGACCCCCUGGCGAUCAUAUCGGACGGUGAGAUACUAUCCGAGGGAGAGGUUUACACGUCGGAUACCACGAGCACGGAUGAUGAUGAUUUUCCGCCUUUCGCUCUGCCCGACUUCGGGGUUGAGGUUCAGCCCGCUGAUGGCAUUCUAGCUGGGGAUCUACCUCUUAUUGAGAUCCCUUCUCCUGUUCCACUUGCUGCAUUCCCCGUAGAGGAUUUGCCACUCGAUGUUGUGUCUGAUGACGACGUUGAUCUUUUCGUUGAGGGUCCCCUUGAGGACGACCAUGAGGGUGGGGCCCCGAUCGCUGAUGAUGUCGUCAUUCCUAUUGCUGAGGCUCCUGUGGAGGAGGCUCCUUCUGAUUCACCUGGUCCAGACUCGUUUGAGUCUGUGGCAUCCGCUUCCUUGCACGACCGGGGCAUGCAGCACUACUCUCCGGGCGCUGACUCAGACAUAGCAAUGUCAGCUGCACCUGGUUCACCCCACGAGUUUGAGUUUGAUCAUGAGUUUGAGGACAAGUUUGAUCCAGUUUUUCCCCAUGAUUUUGAUCCCGAUCACGAGAUCGAGUUUAUUCCUGUUGACCAGCCCUUGGAGGCACCAGUGGCUCCUAUUGAUCAGUUUCUUGAUAUACUUGCCGACUUUGAUAUAGAUUUUGUCGACCCUGAGCCUGUCGUGGCACCAGAGCCUGUUAUUGCUCCUGAUCUUGUACCGGUGCACGACCCUGUUCUUGUGGAUGCACCAGCCCUUGCACCACCUAUUGUUGAUAUUCCCAUUGUUGCGCCACCAGUGGCGGAUGUUCCUAUUGCUGAUGCACCCGUUCUUGCACCACCUGUUGUCGACCAUGCACUAUUUGCCACACAUGUCGACCCUCGAUACGCCGACACCCACAACGGGUGGAUCGACGAUCAUGAUUAUCCCCCAUUCGUGUUACCAGUCACUCCUCCUGUAGCACCUGUUUCCGCACCUAUUGAUGUUCCGUUUUUCCACCCACAUAUCACUGAUGCCCAACGCUCCGACUUUCGUAUCACAUUCCUCCAGGACAUUCCUCCACCUCGUCCUGGGGAGGGUUCGUCGAUGCAGCAGCCUGCUUUUGUUCCACCUGUAUCGUCAUCUGUUCCGUUCAUGUCCCAGUUCCCUCACACUACACCAUCUUUUGUACCUUCAGGCGAGCCGUUUCUGUGGUCUUCGCCCAAUGUUAUGCCGUUAUCAGACCCGUAUCACCCGUUCCAUGUUGGAUACACUACAGAGGACAUACUUACAUCCCUGCAGAUGCAGUAG